UUUACUUUUUUCCUACUCUUUCCUCCUCUCUCAUCCUUAUCUCUUGGUCACGUAUUGCCUCCACCGCUCGCAGCAGACCUGCCCCUGACAUCUGCAUCCGUCCGGGGUGGAGCUUCGGCGCGACCGAAUAACCGUUGCCUAGGCUCCCCUCUUUCCAUCGACGGUGCCUACUGCCUCCUCCCCUUCCCCCGAGCGCGGUUCAAACUUCAAAUUUCAAACUCAACAGGUUCUUCCCCAAACCCUCGCUCACGCUCGCGCUGCUCGCGGGAGAUCACCGUCACCAGCGGUGCCGGGCGGAAGCUGCACACAUGGCUCGGUCGCCUGCGCCGCCGGCGGCGGAGGAGGAGGACCGAGAGGAGGCCGGCGCGGGCUGCCGCGGCAGACCCCGCCACGCCGUGGGGGAGAAGGUGGAGGUCCUCCUCAACGAAGAAGACUUCCGCGGCGCCCGAUUCGAGGCCACCGUCGACGCGCGCCGUCCCGGAUCCGGCGGCUACGAGGUCGUCUUCUCCACCCUCGUCGCCCACCACCGCGGGCCCCUGCUCCGGGAGGUCAUGGCAGCCGCCGACGUGCGGCCCAGGCCGCCGCCGCCGCCCGAGCGCGAGUUCAAGCUGUUCGACCUCGUCGAGGCGUACCACGAUGACGGGUGGUGGCCCGGCGUCGUCUCCGGCCUCCUUCGGAAAUGGAGGGGGGAGGCGCGGUACGCCGUGUCGUUGCCGCUGUUCCGCGAGGUGCUCAAGCUCCGGGCGUCUUACGUCCGUCCGCGGCGGGAGUUCGUGUGCGGAAACUGGGUGGACGCGCAAGAUGAGCUGCGAGGGAUACCACUGUACGCAGAGGGAAGCAGUGUAGAAGUUAUGUGUGAUGAAGAAAAGAAGGGCAGAGCUUGGAUGCCAGCUACUAUCAUCAAGAUAGUUGGUGGUAUCAGCUAUGCUGUUAGCUAUGGGAAUAAGGAAGACUCCAUGGAAGUCCUCAAUUCAUGCUUCAUUCGGCCACAACCCGUGUUUGACAAAACAAAGUUUGAGUAUGAAUUGGUGACCUCAGCAGAGGUGGAAGUAUAUCAGGAUGGUAUCUGGUCAGUAGGUGUCAUUGAAGAUAUCUGCAGCUAUGAACCUAGAAGAUACAAAGUAAGGGUAAAACAUCAUGGCAACAAAGAUGAAGAUGACUACUUUCUUGUGUCAAGUAUGUCCUUGAGACCCUACUCCAAAUGGGACAGUCUGGAAUGGAGGCUUUGCUCAUCCAAGAAACAUGCUAGGAAAAGAAAUGACUCAGUUGCUGACUAUUCAGAGUUCUCAGAAUCUGGCGGGGAUAGUGAUCGGUAUAAUUCUGACUAUUCACCAGAAUUCUCCACGUGUUCUGAAUUUAGUGAUCAGUGUAGUUCUGACUAUUCGCCGGAGUUCUUCACAUCUGACUGGGAUAUUGAUCAGUAUAGUUAUGUCCCUAACAAAAGGGUGCGGAAAGAAAAUGUGGUCAAGGAAGAACUGCCCUUGACACACUCUUUAAAUCUCAGGCAACAUACAUCCAAAUCAUCAUCAAUGGAUACUAUGCAUAUGGAAACAAUUCCUGAAAAGGAGGCUACUCGGGUGAAGCAACUAGAGAGCGAAAGCAUCGGUUUUGGGUUUCGUGUUGCAAAGGGGGAGGAUAAAAAAUUGGCAACAAGUGUAAUGAAGAAGUUAAUGUAUACACAAUGCGAUGAAAAAGGAAGGUGCUUCUUGCCAAAGGUACAUACUAAAAGAAAGGAACUUCAUUCUGCCUCUCCAUUUGAUGAUAUUGUUAAAACUGGAAGCAAGUCCAACUGUGUUGACGUUAUCAUGAUUAGCGAUGACUCUGGCUAUGGAAAUUCUGUUGAAAUCAGCGACACUUCAAGUUCAAAUCCAAAUAGAAAGAAAAGGCGAAUAAAUCUCCCAUAUAAAGAACUCCAUUCCAAUCAUCCGGUACAUCAGUAUCAAGCAUCACAUUCUGCGUCAAACUUAAUGCAAGUGCAGAAUCAUCACCAUGAUUUGUCCCUAGAAGUGACACGAUAUUCUGAGGAACAAGCACGUAGCUGUAUAUUGUCAGACUCUUUGUUCCCACAGGAAUCGUCACAAGAUCCUUCCCACGAAGAUGGUAGGCAACUAAUUCCCUUGUCAGGCUGCCUGGUCCAAGGGCUUCUCAGAAUAAACGAAACAAAAGAACCAGAGCUGGAUGGCUUAGACAAUCUUCAUUUAGAAACUGCGAUGAUGUCAAUUGGUGAUGCUACUUCUGAUGGUGAAUCCCAUGAGACAUGCCAUAAAGUUGCAGCGGUGAAGAGCUGGAUGGCUGGGGCUUCCGAAGAAGCCAAUCAGAAGACUGAUAAUCAAUCAUGUGGUGGAGCCUUCCCAAUUGGGAAACUAGAACCAUGUUCAUCUGUACAACAGGAAGUCAAAGAAGCCCCUAACGACCCCAAAAUGGAGAUAAGAACCGAACAGUCAUUCAUGCCUUCCAAGGAAGUCAAUCUCUUGUGCAUUGAAGCCCCUAAUGAUAAUAAAAUGGAGAUAAACAAUAAAAGAACAGACAUUUAUCCAAAGAAGGAUGCAGCCUUACCAACUGGGGUACUAGAGUCAUCUUUGACUGGACAGCAUGGUGUCAAGGCUGAUCACUUGUGCAUUCAAGCCCCUAAAGAUAACAAAAUGGAGAUAAAAAACGAAAGAACAGGCAUGUCUCUUGAGGCAGCAGAAGGUUUUCACCUGGAAACUUGUACGAACUCCGUGAUGAUUGCGGAUGAAUCACACCCUCAAUGUAAUGCAUUAUCACAGAAUUCUUUCAAUGAACUUCAAGUUUCUAUUUCUGAGAAAUCAGCCGGACCAUCGUCAGUGCAUCCUUGUAUGAUGAUGGAUCUAUCCAAAUUCAUGCCACUGCCAGUGUCUAGCAGCAGAAGUAUUGGUACUGUAUUCUCUACAAGUUCCUUGCUACUGAUGCCGGUUCACAAAUUGGAGAUUUUCGAGAGGCUGCCACAAAUACCGCAUUUCUGUGAGGUGCAGAAAUGUCCUCCAGAAUUUCGCGAAGGAAAAGCUCUAGGACUUAUGAUCGCAUUUGCAAAUAUGGCUGAAAGCAUAAAGAACAUGCGAAUUCAGGACGAAGCACGGCUUUAUCAAGAGAAGAUGAACAGCCUCUUAGCUCUGGAAGAGGAUGGGUUUGAAGUUGGCCCCCUCAAGGUCCGUCUCCAUAACCUGCUUUGUUCGAGGAAUCGCCAGAUUAACCUCAAGAACAGGAAAGCAAAUUUGGAGAAAGAGAUCCUUGAGAUGGAAGCAGUCAAUUGUGGAUUAGAGCAACAAGUCAAAUUCCUUGACAUGUGUAUCUUGGGGAUGGAGGAGCAUAAAUACAAAGAGAUGAAAGCUUCUGUUUCCAUGCAGAAAGAAGCCACAUGCUCAUCCAUUUCAAAGCUCCAACUCGAACUGCACCAAGUUGAGGAAUCACUUGCGUCUGUUGAAGCUGAUUUCUGCAGCAUUGCUGCUGCACCGUGGCAAUCAGAUGUUGGAUCUUGAAUACUGGAACCUUGUUCAGCUAUCAGGGGAGGUAAACCCUGCUCCCCACACUUUAACUGAUUAUGUAUAUACAUGCUUUCUGCAUGAAUCUGAGAGACAUGCUCUGUCUGUCAGUGUGCCCCACCUAAAAUGACCUUCAGUCAUGUGCAUUUGAGUCUAAAAGCUUGUUGCCCUUUUGGGUUGAAAGGAGUAUCUCAAUGGCAAUGUUGCGGUUUGCGAGGUCCA
Molecule: messenger RNA, 3722 nt
Organism: Panicum virgatum (switchgrass)
Lineage: Eukaryota; Viridiplantae; Streptophyta; Magnoliopsida; Poales; Poaceae
Exons: 10
Coding region: 309-3497 (1062 amino acids)
Source: RefSeq, a predicted model, not a curated record